Cynara cardunculus var. scolymus (artichoke) is the source of this 962-nucleotide messenger RNA. Its product is annotated as short-chain dehydrogenase reductase 2a. The transcript is spliced from 2 exons. The record is from RefSeq and is a predicted model, not a curated record. The coding region runs from base 1 to 912 and encodes 303 amino acids. Lineage: Eukaryota; Viridiplantae; Streptophyta; Magnoliopsida; Asterales; Asteraceae.
AUGCCAGCUGAAGUGAUGCCUGAAAAAACCUUCCAAGGAAAGCAUCCCCAUGGAAAAGAAAUCCAACCCAUCUUCCCCAGAAGGUUGGAGGGAAAGAUUGCCAUUGUCACCGGUGGUGCCGGCGGGAUUGGAGCCGCCACUGCAACGUUGUUCGUAAGACAUGGUGCUAAAGUUGUCAUAGCCGAUAUCAACGACGAAAUCGGAUUGGCAGUCGCUAGCUCAUUGUCGCCUUUUGUUACGUAUGUUCAUUGUGAUGUUAGCUCCGAAAUAGAAGUUAAGAACUUGAUCGAUUCGACCAUGUCUUGCUAUGGUCGAAUUGAUAUCUUGUUUAACAAUGCUGGUGUCCUUGGAAAUCAGUCUAAGCACAAGAGCAUUGUUAAUUUCGACAUAGACGAGUUUGAUAGAGUAAUGAAUGUGAACGUGAGAGGCGUUGCCCUCGGGAUGAAACAUGCUGCCAGGGUUAUGAUCCCAAGAGGGAGUGGAUGUAUCAUUUCGACUGCGAGUGUGGCUAGCGUUUUAGGUGGGAUGGGCCCACAUGCAUACACAGCGUCGAAACAUGCAAUUGUCGGAUUAACGAAGAAUGCUGCUUGUGAAUUGGGACGCCAUGGGAUCAGAGUUAACUGCAUUUCUCCUUUUGGGGUUGCAACGUCGAUGCUGGUAAACGCAUGGAGAAAAGAUGACGAUGCCAUUGAUGAUAGAGACGUAAGUUUUCGGACACCAAACGAGAAAGAAAUAGAAAAAACGGAGAACUUUGUGAAUAGUUUAGGGAACUUGAAGGGCACAACCCUAAAAGCGAAGGACAUAGCAGAAGCAGCUCUUUACCUUGCAAGCGACGAGUCUCGAUACGUUAGUGGUCAUAACCUUGUCGUAGAUGGUGCGGUCACGACGUCAAGAAACUGUGUCGACUUGUAAUGAACUAAGAUGAUUGAAAUUUUGAAUCACUGUAACUGGUUUUCUAAUUG